Molecule: messenger RNA, 701 nt
Organism: Cornus florida
Lineage: Eukaryota; Viridiplantae; Streptophyta; Magnoliopsida; Cornales; Cornaceae
Product: F-box protein PP2-B11-like
Exons: 3
Coding region: 19-558 (179 amino acids)
Source: RefSeq, a predicted model, not a curated record
UUCCCGGCCACCUAACAAAUGGAGUAUGAGCAUGCAAAUGGUAACUCCACUUCUCCCCACUUGAAGGGUGAUCACUCUUUCAUAAGUGACCCUGCAGAUUCUACUACACUCAGAAUCCCUACCAGAGCAUUAUACAUCAUAUGGGGCAACGAUCCCCGUUAUUGGGACCACAUCAAACUUACCCAAGAGGAUAAACAGUUGAUCGGGUUUGAAGAAGGUUCAGUGCUUUUACAAGUGAAUUGGCUUGUGGUGACAGGGAAAAUGGCAGCUGUCUCGCUACUCUCACCUGCAAAAACAAACACAAUAUUGUAUAUAAUUAAGUUCAGGGCUGAUGCAUUUGGGUGGCACUCUUCUCCCAUCAAGUUCAAGGUGAGAGUGGACGGAGGACAAGAGACCCAGCGCACCGUUAUACUAGAGCUCUACAGGGUGAAACAGGACAUGUGGCAUGAAGUUCCUGGAGGAGAAUUUACGCUACUCUCAAACAACAACAUUGGAAGUAGUACUAGUAUUGUUGAGUUUGGGAUGUUUUGUACGUUGAACAUGCAACGUAUGUACUAAACCUAUACUUCUUGUAAGACGGUUGCUUCCAUAUUUGAUUGAUUGUUGCGUGCGUGUAUCAACUUCUAUUUUAGUUGAAUUUCAAGUGAUGAAUAAUUCGCUUCUUUUUAUGUAUUAUUCUAUGAUAUAAUAAAAGAAAUAAA